CCCUCUCCAUCCCUUCCUCUACCCCUCCCCCUUACUCUACCACCUCCUCCUUCUCCCUCUCCCCCUCCCCAUCCCUGCUCCCUGUCUCUCGGUAUCUCCGGUUCCUGCUGUCGGGAGUGCAGCACUUUUUAGCGCGUGAGGCUCAAUGGCGACGCCUGUCAAGGAGGACGAUGUUGAUGUCGACCGGCGGCCCAUCCGGAGAGCUAGAUCUAAGAGUGACACCCCCUACCUCGCCGAGACCAGGCUCUCAUACACCCUACAGACAGAGGGGGCAGAGAGACUAGCUGCGAUGCGUUCUGAUUCGCUGGUGCCCGGCACUCACACUCCUCCCAUUCGUCGGCGAAGUAAGCUAGCGAGCCUGGGUCGACUCUUCAAGCCAUGGAAAUGGAGGAAGAAGAAGAGUGACAAGUUUAAACAGACAUCUGCAGUCUUGGAGAGAAAGAUGUCUACACGGCAAAGCAGAGAGGAGUUGAUCAGGAGAGGAGUGCUAAAGGAGGUUGAGGAGAAUGACGAGCAAACAGUGGAAAGUGAGCACAUGUCUGAGUUGGACAGACUGGCAGUGAUUAGUUCUGUAUCUGAGGCCCAGGAAACAAAUGGAGAAGGAACAGAAACCGAGUCGUCACAGUUGUCAGGGGAAACAGGGGUGUGUCUGGCAGGUCUCACCCCGAAGCCAGCUCCAGCCAUGCCUCCUAUGAAAGGCAUUCCCCUACCAAGCAAUGGCAUGGAUAUCCCCCUGAACAAACCAUUAACGCUAAAACAACCACCUGCCCUACCUCCGAAACCAUACAGCAGAGUACCCAACCACUUAACAGACCCUUUAGGGAAAUUCUCCCCACCACUUCCCCCCAAAAAAGUGAUGAUCUGUGAGCCGGUGCAGUCGUUCCAGCUCAGAUAUCCACACCCUUCAUCCAUGCACACACACUCCCUAACCCACACACACCCAUUGCAGCAUACCACACUCCCGCUUUCCAUCCAUCCCCCGAGCCGCAUCAUAGAGGAACUUAACAAAACUCUUGUGUUUACCAUGCAAAGACUAGAAAGUUCUGUACUGCAGGCUGUACCUUCAGUGCAAAUGGAAAGUGAAGAGGAGAAGGAGAACAGAGAUGCAGCGCUCCUUCUUCUGCCCAACACCCACACACUGACACCCAACGCACGCAUGUACAUCCCACCCAUGCAUGAAGAAGAUGAUGACAACUAUGAGGAGGAAGAAGAAGAAGAAGUAGAAGAAGAAGAAGAAGAAGACGAGGAAGAAGAAGAAGAAGAUGACGACUCGUUUUUUACAAGUACUCUGGCUUUGAGGAUCCUAAGGAAAGACUCUCUUGCAAUAAAACUUAGUAACCGACCUACAAAGAGAGACCUGGAGGACAAGAACAUUCUGCCUAUGCUGACUGAUCAGGAGAGACUGGAGUGCAGACAGCAAAUUGGCACUAAACUCACACGGAGGCUCAGUCUAAGACCAACAGCAGAGGAGCUUGAGCAACGAAAUAUCCUAAAACCGCGAAAUGAGCAGGAGGAACUUGAAGAGAAGAGGGAGCUCAAGAAAAGGCUGUCACGGAAGUUGAGUCAAAGGCCAACAGUUGAGGAAUUGAGGGAGGCGAAAAUUCUAAUUCGCUUCAGUGAUUAUGUUGAGGUGGCUGAAGCUCAGGACUACGACAGACGGGCAGACAAGCCCUGGACUCGCCUUACUGCUGCAGACAAGGCUUCAAUAAGGAAGGAGCUCAACGAGUUCAAAAGCACAGAAAUGGAGGUGCAUGAAUUAAGUCGACAUCUAACCAGGUUUCACCGACCAUAGUGCUGACUGCUGGGCAGAAGCACAGGGCAUUACCAAUGACUAAUUCACCUCUGGGAUGUACUAAGUCUAAUGUGCUGGGAUCAAUCUGUGCAAGUAUUAACUUAUCACAGAGACUAUGUUGCUCUCCUGAUCUGAGAUUAGGAGAAGAAUCAGGUGCCCACAGUUCCACGGUGACCCGACUUGCCUACUGUAGAUUCACCUAUCGAUCCCUGACCAAUCUGAACUGUCAUGACGUUUGUAAAGUGUGUGUGUGUGUGCGCUAACAUUUGAAAUAUUAUUUUGUUCUCUGGCAGAACACUUCAAUAUUCUGUACCAGUGUUGGAUUAAACAAAUGAGGUGGGUUUAAAUUUGUGCACGUGGCCCUGUAACUAUUCAUCAACCCAUUUUUGUACCCAUGUAGGUGUCAAGCAAGAAAACAAUGAAGAAAACUUAUUAAAGAAAUCUAUAAUGUUCGAAAACAUUUAUAAGUAGAUUUAAUUAAAUACCUUAAUAUACUUUUUGGUUCCUUUUUCUUUUUAUCUGGAGUCAAGCAGUGAUGCUUAAAGCAAUUUUUUUUCACAAACAAAAUAAAGCCAAAAGAAUCCGGACGUUUCCGUCGUCUCGCUCCGGCCGUUACGAGCGAGCUCCUGUUUGACGGUCGCGCCAAAUAAUUUGCAAGCAAUAAUCUGUGUCAUUGUCUUGAAUGUCUGGUUUUGACAAUUUGGAUUGUGUCUGUAAUAUUCAGUAUGAGGGAAUGCCAGCGCCUUUGUACUGUUUUUGUCUAGCAGUGCACACUUUUUAUUACAUAGGGUACUCGGAUGCGGCGAGGUAAAGAUUAGGACUUUACAAGACCAUCAUUCAGUAAUUGUGACGAAAUAAAAUUAUCUGUAUCGUUUCGCUCGUUUCAUAAAAACCGGUUACGGUGUACAAAUGUGUCACGAUAUGUUUCUAAACCCUUUCAACUUCCAUGCGGAUUUGGAACGGUGUGUUUUUUUUGUUUACAGUCUUUACCCUGAUGCUCCUCUCCUGCUGCUAUUAGCCGAGAGAUUUAACGAAAGGAGGAGGCGCAUGACUUUGUGAUGUAAAGAACUCUUAUUAAAAAGCUGUUUGAAAUUCGACACGGGGGCUAAAGUAGUUUCUAACUCAGAUCUUUUUUGUUCAAUUCUUUUCCAAAAGCAGCAUCCCAGCAUCUGUAGCGUGUGUCACAUGCAAAGAUUUUCACCAUCGCAGAUACUAGAAGAAAAAAAAACGAAUUGUUUUCAUCCCAAACUGUAUUCCGAAUACAUCUAUUUCUUCGACGGAGCGGGAUUAUUAAAGAGAGAGUGUGCAGCGUGUUGGAAAUUAGAACGAAAUGCACUCGUAUAAUAUAAUACUAAUGAUCUUCUAUAAUCUUCUAAUGUUACUAAUAUUAAAAAAGA
Messenger RNA from Tachysurus fulvidraco (yellow catfish), 3189 nucleotides. It is a transcript of the gene phactr1, whose product is annotated as phosphatase and actin regulator 1. Gene Ontology annotation, biological process: cell motility; stress fiber assembly. Bases 146 to 1792 code for a protein of 548 amino acids. NCBI's taxonomy places the organism in Eukaryota, Metazoa, Chordata, Actinopteri, Siluriformes, Bagridae. The record is from RefSeq and is a predicted model, not a curated record. Gene Ontology annotation, molecular function: actin binding. The transcript is spliced from 13 exons.